GCCGGAGCCGGAGUUGGGGGAAGCCGCUGGCCAUGGCCGCCGCCGCCCCCGGACCGUCCCCCGGACCGUCCCCCGGACCGUCCAUUGAUUCGCCCCCCGGAUCGUCCCCCGGAUCGUCCCUCGGAUCGUCUCCCGGGUCGCCCCCCGGGCCGUCCCCGUCCCUAGCCCUGGAGCUCGUCCCCCUGGUGGCCCUGAACUUCAAGGUGCGGACGCGGCUGGCCCUGUACCUGAACCCGCAGACCCCGGUGGCCGCCGACUGGACGGCGCUGGCCGAGGAGCUGGGCUACGAGUACCUGCAGAUCCGCCACUUCCAGGCGCAGCCCGACCCCACCGGACGCCUGCUGGAAGACUGGGAGCGCCGCGGCCGGCAGGCCACCGUGGGCCGACUCCUGGCGCUGCUGGCCAAACUGCAGCGGGACGAUGUCCUCUCCGACCUGGGCCCCAGCAUCGAGGAAGACUGUCGGAAGUUUCUUCUGAAGCAGCAGGAAGAGGCCGAGAAGCCCGUGCAGGUUGCAGCCGUGGACAGCAGCGUCCCGAGGACGGCCGAGCUCUCAGGGAUCACCACAAGGGAUGACCCACUGGGCCAGAUGCCGGAGCUCUUUGACGCCUUCAUCUGCUACUGCCCGAGCGACAUCCAGUUUGUGCACGAGAUGAUCCGGCAACUGGAGCAGACCGACUUUGGGCUGAAGCUGUGCGUGUCGGACCGCGACGUCCUCCCCGGCACAUGCGUCUGGUCCAUCACCAGUGAGCUCAUCGAGAAAAGGUGCCGUCGGAUGGUGGUGGUCAUUUCGGACGACUACCUGCAGAGCAAUGAGUGCGAUUUCCAGACCAAGUUUGCGCUCAGCCUCUGUCCGGGCGCUCGCCAGAAGCGGCUGAUUCCGGUCAAGUACAAGGCCAUGAAGAGAGACUUUCCCAGCAUCCUCCGCUUCAUCACCAUUUGUGACUACACAAACCCUUGCACCAAGGCCUGGUUCUGGCCUCGACUCGCCAAAGCUCUUGCCCUGCCCUGACAGGCCUACCCCACCGCUCCCCUCUGUUGCCAUAUCUUCGCCUCGGUUUUGCCCCACAAACCCCCUCCGAACUUCUGGGCCACUCUGGGCCCCAGGCUGUCGUCCUGUCAUGCCCCUCCACCUGCCCUAUACUGGCCCCAUUCUGCCUGACAGUUGCCUCUGCUUCCAUCUGCUCACCUUUGGGCACCGUUCCCACCCCCAAAGGCCAGUAGGGAGAUCCCUGGAUGAACAGGUGAGGGGAUGGGGAAAGGAACAUUGAGGGAGUGAGAGGGAGAUAGGUGGGGCAACAGAUCUGCUUGUGGACUCCCAGCUCCCCCUCUGUUUUCUCGCUGGACAGCGGGAAUCCCUGGGCCAUCAGCGAUGAGUCCCUGAGACCCCUAUUUUUGAGGGAGGAGCCAGCUGCUUCCCCUCAGUAUAAGCUCCAUCCCUCCAUGGCCUUGACCUGCACUUUGGUUGAAUUUUGGAGAGAUUGCAAGUUGGUAAAAACCUCACUUGCUCAAAAUAGCCUGAUUAAAAACAAACGUUUUUGUAUUCUGGAUUUUCCAGAUCAUUUGUGAAUGCAACCCCUCCUGUGGUCUGGAGCUCCUCCCCCUUCUAUCCCCUGGACAAGGACAUGGACAAGGCCACAAAGGGUAAAACAAUCUUAUUUCCCGCAACCCACCCCUCAGAAACCACGAGGGUAGAACAGGAGGGUGACACCUUAGGCCUGUUCCAAUGUAGCCAUAGAGUAUCCUUGGUUUUGGUGUAUGACCGAGGCCUGCUGCCCUUUAUCCAUUUGGACUGGGUGCCUAGGUCUCCACCAUGCACUGGGGGUCCCACGGUGGGCUUUUCCAUUAUCAGCCUUCAGCCACAAGAUGAUUCUCUUGGUCUGCUCUGAUAGAGGAGGUUGGGGGCUGACAAAGAGUGAGGAAGAAAGGAAUUGAGAGAGUGUGUGUGUGUGUGUGUAUGUGUGUUUGUGUGUGGGGGGGUGUUCACUGCAGGUCAGGGCUGCCCAGGUAUGCACACACUGCUGGGUUCAUGGCAGUUUAGAUCCAAACAGGCUGUUUCCAAUCAACAAAGCAUUCCAGGACAGUGCAGGGCUCAGGCAGUCUGGACUGCUGA
Tachyglossus aculeatus (Australian echidna) is the source of this 2111-nucleotide messenger RNA. RefSeq names its product MYD88 innate immune signal transduction adaptor (gene MYD88). Gene Ontology annotation, molecular function: TIR domain binding; Toll-like receptor binding. Gene Ontology annotation, cellular component: plasma membrane. The coding region runs from base 33 to 1010 and encodes 325 amino acids. Gene Ontology annotation, biological process: defense response to Gram-positive bacterium; positive regulation of canonical NF-kappaB signal transduction; innate immune response. The transcript has 5 exons. Lineage: Eukaryota; Metazoa; Chordata; Mammalia; Monotremata; Tachyglossidae. The record is from RefSeq and is a predicted model, not a curated record.